GACUUGCGACGACGACUACUACCUCGAGCGCGUGCUCCUCCUUGACCGCAAGGCCCGCAAGGCAGCGCAGGAGCUGUACUGGUCAAACGCCCUCAGCUUCUUCCCCGCGCUGCAUGAAGGGUCGCAGCCCACCUAGCGCGCGCGAUGCCCUCUUCCUCCUCCUCGUUUGUGUCGGCAGAGGAGGAGAUGAGGAACUGGGCGGAGCUGCCGCCGGACGCGAUCUCAACCAUCCUCCAGAAGCUUGACCACGUCAACAUCCUGAUGGGGGCCGGCCAGGUGUGCCGCUCCUGGCGCGGCGCCGCCCGCGACGAGCCCGAGCUCUGGCGCCGCAUCAACAUGCUGGGCCACGCCGACCUCUCCCCCGAGCUCAACCUCCACGGGAUGGCGCAGGCCGCCGUCCGCCGCAGCGCGGGGAGAUGCGAGGCGUUCUGGGGCGAGUACACCGACGACCACGACUUUCUCCUCUACCUCGCUGACCAGGCACCUUCUCUUAAGAGUCUUCGCCUCAUUUCUCGCUAUAAUUUUGAUGAAGUACUUAAGGAGAUGAUAGUGAAAUUCCCUUUGCUCGAGGAGCUCGAGCUUUCAUUGUGUUUAGAUGUGGGUGAGAGUGGUGUGUUGGGGGUUGUUGGCAAAGCAUGCCCACAACUGAAGCGCUUCAGACUGAAUAAGGACGUGUUCUAUGAUUUUGAAGCUAGCGACAAUGACAGGGAUGACGAAGCCAUGGGGAUUGCAACUAUGCAUGAGUUACGCUCUUUGCAGUUAUUUGCCAAUCGCCUGUCCAAUAAAGGACUGACAGCCAUCCUGGAUAAUUGCCCCCACCUUGAGUCCCUUGACAUUCGUCACUGCUUCAAUGUCUGCAUGGACAACACCCUGCAUGCAAAGUGUGAUAGGAUAAGCACAUUGAGCCUUAUCCUGCCAAGAUUAAGUGAUGUUUGCAUGAAGGGGCAAUUAGUUCGUCGGCAAACAUCUGACAAGGGAUUCCCCAGAAUGAUAUCUUCCUCAUCCAUGGAUGCCCAGGAUGAUCUUUCUGCCAUCGAGAAUCAGGUGUGCAAGCUAAGUGAUGUUCGCAUGAGAGGGCAAUUUGUUCGUCGGCAAACAUCUGACAGGGGAUUCCCCAGAAUAACAUCUUCCUCAUCCAUGGAUGCCCAGGGUGAUCUUUCUGCCAUCGAGAAUCAGGUGCACAAGCUAAUCGAUGAUUUGAGAAGCGAUUUCAUAGAAGGUCAGAGAUCAGCGACAUCAGAGAUUCGCCUUCUAGCCAAGCACAACAUGGAGAGCAGGAUUGUCCUUGCAAAUUGUGGGGCUAUAAACUUGCUGGUUGGUCUUCUUCAUUCACCAGAUGCCAAGAUCCAAGAAAAUGCAGUGACAGCGCUCCUCAAUCUGUCCAUCAGUGAUAACAAUAGGAUUGCCAUUGUGAAUGCAGAUGCUGUUGAUCCUCUCAUCCAUGUCCUGGAAACAGGGAACCCUGAAGCUAAAGAGAAUUCAGCAGCUACUUUGUCCAGUCUCUUGGUUAUUAAAGAAAACAAAGUGAGGGUUGGACGAUCUGGUGCCGUCAAGCCUCUCGUGGACUUGCUGGUAAGUGGGACCCCGCAAGGAAAGAAAGAUGCAGCUAUUGCAUUGUUUUAUUUAUCCAUACUUCAUGAGAACAAGGGUCGCAUUGUGCAAGCUGAUGCGGUGAAGCAACUAGUUAAGCUUAUGGAUCCUGCUCUUGGAAUGACCGACAAAGCUGUAGCUGUCUUGGCAAAUCUUGCUAUGAUACCAGAAGGGAGAACUGCGAUUUGGGAGACGCGAGGUAUUCGAGCUCUUGUUGAAGUUGUCGAACUGGGUUCACCGAGAGGGAAGGAAAAUGCUGCCGCGGCAUUGCUUCAGCUAUGCACAAACAGCAACCGAUAUUGCAGCUUAGUUCUUAAAGAGGGCGCCGUGCCCCCUUUAGCCACACUGUCACAGUCAGGAACACCGCGAGCAAGAGAAAAGGCACAGGCUCUUAUCAGCUACUUCCGCAGCCUGAGACAUGGGAACUCAUUAAGCGUUUCCAGGUGGUUGACCGGUGCUGCGCAUUUAUAGUCAGAUUGAGAUUGUGCUCAUCAUCUCAUGCUACUUGUUGGGCGUGGGUGUCUGUUGUCGCCAUUGUUGUUGAGAUGGCGUGUUUUUCGGGUUUUUUUACAUAUCUUUUGUGCAGCUUCUUCAUUGGUAU
Aegilops tauschii subsp. strangulata is the source of this 2191-nucleotide messenger RNA. Its product is annotated as U-box domain-containing protein 4. NCBI's taxonomy places the organism in Eukaryota, Viridiplantae, Streptophyta, Magnoliopsida, Poales, Poaceae. Gene Ontology annotation, molecular function: protein binding. The record is from RefSeq and is a predicted model, not a curated record.